Salarias fasciatus (jewelled blenny) is the source of this 6786-nucleotide messenger RNA. RefSeq names its product intraflagellar transport 172 (gene ift172). Bases 2 to 5260 code for a protein of 1752 amino acids. Gene Ontology annotation, molecular function: protein binding. Gene Ontology annotation, biological process: intraciliary transport. The record is from RefSeq and is a predicted model, not a curated record. Gene Ontology annotation, cellular component: ciliary basal body; intraciliary transport particle B; axoneme. The transcript is spliced from 48 exons. Lineage: Eukaryota; Metazoa; Chordata; Actinopteri; Blenniiformes; Blenniidae.
GAUGCAGCUGAAGUUCCUGAAGACGCUCCUGCCGCCGCAGGACCGGUCCUCCAGAGUGACGUGCAUGGCCUGGGCCCCCAACAGCACCAAGCUGGCCGUGUGCACCGCCGAGAGGGUGGUUCUCCUGUACGACGAGCACGGAGAACGACGAGACAAGUUCUCCACCAAGCCCCUGGACCCCAAGUAUGGGAAGGAGAGCUACCUGGUGAGCGACAUGGUCUUCUCUCCAGACUCCACCCGGAUCGCAGUGGGACAGUCAGACAACAUCGUCUAUGUUUACCGAAUUGGAGAGGAAUGGGGUGACAAGAAAUCCAUCUGCAACAAGUUCAUUCAGACAAGCGCCGUGACUUGCCUGCUGUGGCCCGCCGACAACGCCAUCGUGUUUGGAUUAGUGGACGGAAAGGUUCGCCUCGCUAACACUCAAACCAACAAGUCUUCAACCAUCUACGCCACCGAGUCCUGUGUCGUCUCGCUAGCAUCCAAUGCUUCUGGGAAAGGUUUCCUGUCUGGCCACGCCAACGGAUCCAUUGUACGAUAUUUCUUCGAUGAUGAAGGUUCAGGAGAAUCUCAGGGCGAGUUGCUGCUCCACCCCUGCGCCCCCUCCGCCCUGGCCUGGGGGGUGAACAGUGUUCUGGUGGGCGGCUGCGAUCAGAAGGUUGUGGUCUACAGCCGUGACGGCCGCCUGCUGCAGACCUUCGACUACGGUCCAGAACGGCAGCAGGGAGGAUUCAGCGCCGCCGCCAUGGCGCCCAGCGGGGGGUCUGUGGUGAUGGGCAGCUUCAACCGGUUGAGGGUGUUUAACUUUUCUCCCAGGCGAGGUUUGUGGGACGAAGCCAAACCCAAAGAGAUUGAGAACCUUUAUUCAGUCACCAGUCUGGAGUGGAAGAAGGAUGGAUCACGACUGUGUGCAGGGACUCUCUGUGGGGGGGUGGAGUUGUUCGACUGCUGCCUGCGGAGAAGCAUCUACAAGAACAAGUUUGAGAUGACGUACGUCGGCCUGAGCCAGGUGAUCGUCAGGAACCUGUCGUCAGGAACCCGAGUGGUUCUGAAGUCCUUCUAUGGCUACGAGAUCGAGGAGGUGAAGAUCCUGGGAAGAGAACGUUACCUGGUCGCUCACACCUCAGAAACUCUGCUGCUGGGAGACAUGCUGAGCAACAGGCUGAGUGAGGUUCCGUGGCCCGGCUCCGGGGGAAACGAGAAGUUCUUUUUUGAAAACGAAUCGGUCUGUAUGAUCUUCAACGCCGGCGAGCUGAGUCUGGUGGAGUACGGCAACAACCAGAUCCUGGGCUCAGUCCGAACCGAGUUCAUGAACCCGCACCUCAUCAGUGUUCGACUGAAUGAGAGGAAGCAGAGAGGAGUUGAGGACAACAAGAAGCUGGCCUAUCUGAUCGACCUCAAGACCAUCGCUAUCGUGGAUCUGUCCGGAGGCGUCAGUCUGGGAACCAUUAGCCACGACUCCAAGGUGGACUGGCUGGAACUGAACGAGACGGGACGCAAGCUCCUGUUCAGGGACAAGAAACUGAGGCUCCACCUGUAUGACGUUGAGUCCUCCACCCGGACCACGGUGCUGAGCUUCUGCUCCUACGUCCAGUGGGUCCCCGGCAGUGAUGUGGUUCUGGCUCAGAACCGGGGAAACCUCCACGUCUGGUAUAGCAUCGACAGUCCAGAGAGCAGCACCAUGUUCCCCAUCAAAGGAGACAUCGUGGACCUGCAGCGAGCCGAUGGGAAGACCGUCGUCAUGGUGACGGAGGGACUCAACACGGUGACGUACCAGCUGGACGAAGGUCUGAUUGAAUUCGGAACGGCGGUGGAUGACGGAGACCUCCACAGAGCCAUGGCCUUUCUGGAGACGUUGGAGUCGUCCCCGGAGACGGAGUCCAUGUGGAAGACACUCAGCCGGCUCGCUGUGGACGCUCGCCAGCUGUGCAUUGCAGAGAGAUGCUUUGCAGCACUUGGCGACGUUUCUACAGUUCGAUUCCUCCACCAGACCAAUCAGAUCGCUGACAGAGUGGAGCAGGAAACGGGGGAAGACGGGACGGAAUACUACCAGGUCCGAGCUCGCUUGGCUGCACUGGACCAGAACUUCAAGUUGGCUGAGAUGUUCUACGUGGAGCAGAACGCUCUGGAUGAAGCGAUCCAGCUGUACCAGGAGCUCCACAUGUGGGACCACUGCAUCGCUGUGGCUGAAGAUAAGGGCCACCCGGAGCUGGACGUCCUGCGGGAAUCGUACUACGACUGGCUGAUGCGGACGGGUCAGAAUGAGAAGGCGGGCGAGCUGAAGGAGAGUCAGGGUGACGGCGCUGCCGCGCUCGCCCUCUACCUCCACGCCGGCCUCCCGGCCAAGGCAGCACGGCUCGCCAUCGGCAGGCCGCAGGUCGUCGGGGGCGAAGAGAUGGUUGGACGGAUCGCUGCAGCGCUGAUCAGGGGGGAGUUCCACGAGAGGGCUGGAGAUCUCUACGAGGCGUUCAGGGACCCUCGUCGAGCUUUAGAGUGUUUCCGUCGAGGUGGAGCUUUCCAGAAAGCGGUGGAACUGGCCCGCUCCGCCUUCCCCCAGCAGGUGGUGCAGCUGGAGGAGCAGUGGGGAGACCAUCUGGUGCAGCAGAAGCAGACGGACGCCGCCAUCAACCACUUCAUCGAGGCGGGCUGCUCCCUGAAGGCCAUCGAGGCGGCCAUCUUGGCUCGCCAGUGGAAGAAAGCCACUCACAUCCUGGAGAUGAACAACGAACCAGCAGCCGAGAAAUAUUACAGGAAGAUCGCUGAACACUACGCUGACACACACCAGUAUGAGUUGGCAGAACAGCUUUUCGUCAGAGGAGGUCACAUCAAAGAAGCUGUGGACAUGUUGACAACAGCUGGACGGUGGGAGGAUGCUCACAAGCUGGCUGUCCACUGUAUGACUGAACAGGAAGUUUCAGAUCUUUACGUCAGCAGAGCUCAGGAGCUCCAGAAAGAUGGAAAGUUCAAGGAGGCAGAGAGGUUGUUCUCCACCGUGCAGCGUCCAGAUUUAUCCAUCAGGAUGUACGAGGAGCUCCGGAUGUUCAAUGACGUUGUUCGCCUGGUGGCUCGACACCACCCAGACCGCCUGAUGGAGACACACCUCCACCUGGCUAUGGAGCUGGCGGCUGAGUCAAGGUUCUCAUUGGCUGAGCAUCACUUCCUGGAGGGUGGAGACUGGAAGGCUGCCAUCAACAUGUACAGAGUCCACCACAUGUGGGAGGAGGCCCACAGGGUGGCCAAGGCUCAUGGCAGUGACUCCGCCCAGCGUCAGGUGGUCUACAUGUGGUCUCGCAGUCUGGGAGUUGAAGCUGCUGUCAAGCUGCUGAACAAGUUUGGUCUGCUGGAGUUCGCAAUCCAGACGGCGUCAAACAACCUACCUUUUGAUUUUGACUUCGCCUUCGACUUAGCCAGGCUGUCCUGUAAAGAAAAGAUCCCUGAGAUCCACCUGAAGCAUGCCUCCUGUCUGGAAGACGAGGGGAAGUUUCCAGAAGCAGAGUUGGAGUUCAUCAAAGGAGGAAAACCCAAAGAAGCAGUUUUAAUGUACAUGCACAUCUCGGACUGGGCCAACGCUCAGCGGGUGGCUGAAGGUCACGACCCUGACAGUGUGUCCGAGGUCCUGCUGGGCCAGGCCAAAGUCUGCUUCCAACAGAAGGACUUCCAGAAGGCUGAGGCCUUCCUGCUCCGAGCCCAGAAGCCCGAGCUGGCCGUCAAGUUCUACAAGGAGGCCCACAUGUGGAGCGACGCCAUGAGGAUCUGCAAGGAGUACCUCCCCAACAAGCUGUUGACGCUCCAGGAAGAGUACGACCAUGAGGUGUCCAAGAGGGGGACCAGGUGUGUGGAGGACAUUCUCCAGCAGGCUCAGCAGUGGGAACAGGCCUCCGACUUCUCCAGAGCAGUGGACUGCUACCUGAAGGUGGAGGACUCCGUUCCCCCUGCUGUGAUGGAGAAGUGCUGGAUGAAGGCUGCUGAGCUGUCCAUUAAGUUCCUGCCUGCAGAGCGAGCGGCGGAAGUGAUCCACGUGGUCGGACCUCGUCUCACACAGCUCAGAAAGUUCAAUGCUGCUGCUGAACUGUACCUGAAUCUGGACCUCAUCAAGGAGGCCAUUGAUGUCUUCAUCGAGGGUGAGGAGUGGAACAAGGCCAAGAGAGUGGCCAAGGAGCUGGAGCCCAGGUAUGAGGAGUACGUGGACCACAAGUACAAAGAACACCUGAAGAACCAGGGACGAGUGGAGUCUCUGGUGGGACUGGACGUCAUGGCAGCUCUGGACUUGUAUGUUGAAAGAGGACAGUGGGACAAAUGUCUAGAAACGGCGUCAAAGCAGAACUUCAAAAUCCUCCAUAAGUAUGUGGCUCUGUACGCCACACACCUGAUCAAGGAGGUGGAGCCUCUGAAGGCUCUGCAGCUCUACAGCCAGCAUGGAGCUCCGCCCACUCCGCAGAACUUUAACAUCUACAAGCGUCUCUUCCUGGAUCUCAUCAACCUCCCAGAAUGCAAUGGGGCUCAGAGCUACAGCAUGUGGGCUGAGCUGCGCAACUUCUUACUGCAGCUGUGUGUAAACCUCUCCAGGUCUUCGGAGUUGAAUUCUUCGUCUCAUCAGGAGUUUGAACAGAUGUUGCUGAUUGCUCAUUACUGUGCAACCAGAUCAGCAGCUAAAGGAGUGGAACAGCUGACCUCAAUGGCGGUCCGGCUCUCGGUGUCCCUACUGCGUCAUACUGAUCUGGUUCCCGCUGAUAAGGCGUUCUACGAGGCAGGUCUGGACUGUCGGUCAUUUGGAUGGGAGAACAUGGCCUUCAUCUUCCUGAACCACUUCCUGGAUCUGUGUGAUGCCAUCGACGAGGGUUCCCUUCACGCUCUGGAUCACUCCGACUUCAUGGACACAGACAUUCCCUUCGAGGUUCCCAUUCCCACCAAAGUCUGCGUCACGGACGAGCAGCGGGAGAAGAUCCGUGAGUGGGUUCUAAUGGUUUCUAUUGAUCAGCGUCUGGAACAAGUUCUGCCGCAAGACGAGAGAAACUCAUAUGAAGCCUCACUGGUAGCAGCCAAGAGUGGCGUGCGCUCGCCUCCCUGCGUUCUCACAGGCUACCCCGUAUUGAAGAACAAACUGGAGUUUCCAUCGGCUGGAAGGUUUGCCAACAAAGACGACUGGAACAAAUUUCUCAUGGCCACCAAGACCAGCCACAGUCAGGAGUGUCAAGAUGUUCUGCACUUCAUGUCUCAGUGGUGUGGAGGUCUGCCAGCAUCCAGCUUCAGCUUCACACACUGACACACACACAGACUUGCACGCGCACACACGCAUGCAUGCACGCACACACCCCGUGUUUCCACCGGAAGCCACGCAAAUUUUUUUGAGCGAUGAGAUGACAUACAAAGUCAACGUAAUGAUGUGAUUGUCGCUCAAUCUUGAGCGGCAGGCGACAGGUGGCAGCCGAUGACGUGGCCAGCAGUGAGCGUUUCCAGCGAAAAUUUGUGGGCCCGUCGACUUGCACUGCCACUCGCCGCCCGCUGAUCGCCGCCCACCGCUUCAUCGCUCAACGCUUGUCGCUUGAGUUGAAAUAAUUGAACUUUUCAUGUGAAUUCGCGCCAGGAAAGCCUAUCAGCGUGGAGGUCUUCAUGGACGUGCUGACGUAGGGCAGCAGGGCUCCGACCACGAAAAACAGUUGGCACCUUGCCAAGGCGAGCGACUUGUGCGAUUUCAUUUGUUCACCGCUUCUGGUGGAAACCCUAGCGUCAGCCUGAAGUAGCGCUGGAACCGGCCGUCCAGGCGCAGCUUCUGCAGCUGACGUUGACUUCCCUAUGCCAAAUACAGAGCAGCCAUGGUGGUGGGCGGAGCCAUCUCAAUCUCAAUCUUUAUUUGUUAAAGCUCUUCUCAUAUUUAUAAAAACAACGCAAAGUGCUGAACAGUAAAAACAGUCAUAAAAACAAAAAAAGAACAAAAACCACACCAUCAAUCAGUAUGCGCGCACACAUACGCACUCACACAGACAGACACACAUACACACACACACACACACACACACACACACACAGACAGACAGCCGGGUGCACACGAGACCGUGGGACAGACAUCAGAAGAAUCCUAUCCACCGCUACUGUGCAGGAGACAGCGAUGAGGAGGGUGUGAUGUUUUUGGAGAAUGUUUUGUUUUGCAUAUUUGUACCAGUGAUAACACUCGAGCGCCUAGCGCGGAGCGAUUUUGUCGCUCGAAUGAAUUCACACACCAGCGAUAAAACUCGUGCAUCUAGUGCGGCGUCAUUUUGCGUUCAACGCGUCCGGUGGAAACACGGCAACACACACACACACACACACACACACACACACACACACACACACACACACACACACACACACACACACACGCUCUGUCUCUCUCUCUCUCUCUCUCUCUCUCUUUGUAAUACACGUAUAUCUCCAAAAUUGUUUUCUUGAACCUGUUAACAGUUUAAAUGAAAUGUGUUUUUCUUUUGUGUCGUUACACUUCACAGUCCCUCUGCUGCUAGCAAACAUGUUGAAGAAAAUUUAGAAAGUUCUCCUAUACCUCCUUUCACUGAUUUCUCAUUUAGCUUUGAAGUUUUUAUUUUAUUUUAUUUAUUGUUUUUUCAUUAACCUGUCCGGUUCAAACGCCAACCUCGGCUGGUAAAACAUGAAGAUAAUGCUGAAGUGCAGAAAAGCUGUAAAACUAGGGAAAUUCCAGCAGGGGGCGAUAGUGUUGGUUUGAAAAAGCCCCAGUCUCAUUGGAACCAUUCAAAAAUACUGAUUUUCUGAUUGCAAAUAAACAUAUAAAUCACCCGG